AGGGGAGACGCCCGCCCGCCUGCCCGGGCCUCGCCUCUGACCGCUCCCUCCGCCUCCUCCCCGCCCCGAGCCCCAGUCAGCCCGUCCUUCCUUCCCCUCCCGUGCAUGAUGGAAACACCAUGGCUGCGGCGGCCCAGCUCUCCCUGACACAGUUAUCAAGUGGGAAUCCUGUAUAUGAAAAAUACUACAGACAGGUUGAUACAGGCAAUACUGGAAGGGUAUUGGCUUCUGAUGCUGCUGUUUUUCUGAAAAGAUCAGGGCUUCCAGACCUGAUUCUUGGAAAGAUUUGGGAUUUAGCUGACACAAAUGGCAAAGGAAUCCUGAACAAACAAGAAUUCUUUGUUGCUUUGCGUCUUGUGGCAUGUGCCCAGAAUGGAUUGGAGGUUUCACUGAGUAGCUUGAACCUGGCCGUCCCUCCACCAAGAUUUCAUGAUACCAGUAGUCCUUUGCUAAUCAGUGGAUCUUCUGUAGCUGAGCUCCCAUGGGCUGUAAAAUCUGAAGAUAAGGCCAAAUAUGACGCAAUUUUUGAUAGUUUAAGCCCAGUGAAUGGAUUUCUCUCUGGUGAUAAAGUGAAACCAGUGUUGCUCAACUCUAAGUUACCUGUGGAUAUCCUUGGAAGAGUUUGGGAGUUGAGUGAUAUUGAUCAUGAUGGAAUGCUUGACAGAGAUGAGUUUGCAGUUGCCAUGUUUUUGGUAUAUUGCGCAUUGGAGAAAGAACCUGUGCCAAUGUCCUUGCCUCCCGCCUUGGUGCCACCUUCUAAGAGAAAAACGUGGGUUGUAUCCCCUGCAGAAAAGGCUAAAUACGAUGAGAUCUUCUUGAAAACUGAUAAAGAUAUGGAUGGCUUUGUAUCUGGAUUGGAAGUCCGUGAAAUCUUCCUAAAGACAGGUUUACCUUCUACCUUACUGGCCCAUAUUUGGACAUUGUGUGACACAAAGGACUGUGGGAAGCUUUCAAAAGAUCAGUUUGCCUUGGCUUUUCACUUGAUCAAUCAAAAGUUAAUAAAAGGCAUUGAUCCUCCUCACAUUCUUUCUCCUGAGAUGGUUCCGCCAUCAGACAGGACCAAUUUACAAAAGAACAUCAUAGGAUCAAGUCCUGUUGCAGAUUUCUCUGCUAUUAAGGAGCUAGAUACCCUUAACAAUGAAAUAGUUGAUCUACAGAGGGAAAAGAAUAAUGUAGAACAGGACCUUAAGGAGAAAGAAGAUACUAUCAAACAGAGGACAAACGAGGUUCAGGAUCUGCAAGAUGAAGUUCAAAGGGAGAAUACUAAUCUACAAAAACUACAGGCCCAGAAACAGCACGUACAGGAACUCCUUGAUGGACUGGAUGAGCAGAAAUCCCAGCUGGAGGAGCAACUGAAGGAAGUUAGAAAGAAAUGCGCUGAGGAGGCCCAGCUGAUCUCAUCCCUGAAAGCUGAAUUAACUAGUCAAGAAUCGCAGAUCUCUACUUACGAGGAAGAGCUGGCCAAAGCUAGGGAAGAGCUUAGUCGCCUACAGCAAGAAACAGCAGAAUUGGAGGAGAGUGUGGAGUCAGGGAAGGCUCAGCUAGGACCUCUUCAGCAGCACCUGCAAGAUUCACAACAGGAAAUCAGUUCAAUGCAAAUGAAGCUGAUGGAAAUGAAAGAGCUGGAAAACCAUAAUAAUCAAUUAAAUUGGUGCAGUAGCCCACACAGCAUUCUUAUAAAUGGUGCUACAGAUUAUUGCAGCCUUAGCACCAGCAGCAGUGAAACAGCUAACCUUAAUGAGCAUGCUGACAGCCAAGGCAUGUUGGAGUCAGAGCCCAUACACCAGGAGUCUCCAGCAAGAAGUAGUCCUGAAAUACUGCCUUCUGGUGUGACUGAUGAUAAUGAAGUGGCAACUACAGCUGUUCAUGAGAAAGUUUGUCCUGAAUUUAAUAGUGACAGACAUUCAAAAGAGGGAGAUCCAUUUAAUGUAGAAUCAAGUUCACUGACAGAUCCUGUUGCAGAUACAAACUUGGAUUUUUUCCAGUCUGAUCCUUUUGUUGGCAGUGAUCCUUUCAAGGAUGAUCCUUUUGGAAAAAUUGAUCCAUUUGGAGGUGAUCCUUUCAAAGGUUCAGAUCCAUUUGCAUCUGACUGUUUCUUCAAGCAGUCUUCUGCUGACCCUUUUGCCACUUCAAGUACUGACCCUUUCAGUGCAGCCAGCAAUAGCAGUAACACUUCGGUAGAAACAUUGAAACACAACGAUCCUUUUGCUCCUGGUGGAACAGUUGUUGUUGCAGCAAGUGAUUCAGCCACAGAUCCCUUUGCUUCUGUUUUUGGAAGUGAAUCAUUUGAAGAUGGAUUCGCUGACUUCAGCACAUUGUCAAAGGUCAACAACGAAGAUCCUUUUAGUUCAGCCACAUCGAGCUCUGUCAACAGUGUGGUCAUUAAAAAAAAAGUGCUUGAGGACACAUCGGUCAGAAGUGAAGAUGUACCCCCAGCAUUGCCCCCAAAGAUUGGAACUCCAACAAGACCCUGCCCACCACCACCUGGGAAAAGACCCAUCAACAAAUUGGAUUCUUCUGAUCCUUUUAAACUGAAUGAUCCAUUUCAGCCUUUCCCAGACAAUGAUAGCCCCAGAGAAAAAGAUCCUGAUAUGUUUUGUGAUUCAUUCACUUCUACUACUACUACCACUACCACUACCAAUAAAGAGGCUGACCCAAGCAAUUUUGCUAACUUCAGUGCUUAUCCCUCUGAAGAAGAUAUGAUUGAAUGGGCCAAGAGGGAAAGUGAGAGAGAGGAAGAGCAGAGGCUUGCCCGACUAAAUCAGCAAGAGCAGGAAGACUUAGAACUGGCUAUCGCGCUCAGCAAGUCGGAGAUAUCAGAAGCAUGAAGAAUUCUCCUGUCCUUUGUCAACCAUACAAUAUUCUUCUUCCUAAAUACUGGAGCUCUUUACAGUGUGUAUCAAAACUACCUAUGAGCAUGGGAAUACAAAAGGUUUGAGAUUCCUGUAAAUGUGACAAAAGUUUGUGUUUUUUUUUGUUUUUUUUUUGUUUCUUACUCCAUUUCAGAUUUGUCUUCCUGCCCUCCGCCCAACCCUGGCCCCUAUAAAAGCAGUAACCCAGUCAGACGACUUCACCUAGGCUCCUGUUCUGAUGUGCAUUUACUGUGAGCUUUUGCCUGCCUAUGCUACUUUUACUUGUAAAGCUAGAGUACCCAAGCUUCUGCCUUCUGGAAUAUAGAGAAAUAGUUCAUCCCUAUGCUACCUGUGUUCUGUAGUUAAUCUGAUGAUAGCUGGUGGGUUUCUUAAAGUUUGCAGUAUUCUUUGAUUUGAAUGGUUGAGGGAGGGGAAGGGAAAGAACAUCCUAUUUCUUUUAGCAAAUUGGCUAGUUUAAAGCAUAUGUUUGUAUUUCCUUAUAGUUAAAAUACUGUUCAGUUUUUUUAUAGAUAAGAAAAAAUGCUUUGCAUAAAUUGACUCCACUGUUGAAGGGAUGCUUUAAGUUUGAACCAUUAUAGCUUCAGACUCAAUCUUUUCCUAAAUAAAAAUGUUAAAGCCUCAUGUGUGAAAUAUAUUUUUAAAAAAAUGUCUGUGGAUUUAAAGAAUUUUAGAUGAACAGAUAGCUGUCCAUAAUUUUGAGUGCUAGACAGUGGAGAAUAUGUAUCACUUAACAUAUACCUAGCAGUGUAAGGUAAGCAAAAAUCUAACAUGGCAGCCAUUCUGCCAUUGCUAUGGCACUGUCCCCUUUAGUUCAUGGUAGGUUUAUUUUUGUACUUUGCAGAAGAAAUUUUAGCAUGUGAGAACUGGAAGGUACUUUAAACUUUUGUAUAUAUAUAUUUUUGUUUUCUUUAAUGAAGGCUCACUUACUUGAAAUGUAAAAACUUUCACUGAAUACAAAUGGGAAAAGUGAUAUGUAUUAAAUCAUAUUAAUUGCUUUUUGUCCAUCUUUGUGGUUUAAAAUAGUUUAUUCUCUUCCUGGUUUUUGCCUAGAAAAUUUGUGGGCUAGCAAGAAAAUCUUGUUGUUGUUGUUGUUGUUGUUUUUUAAUUGAGAGAGAAGAGAACUAUCAAAUUGUCAAAGUUCUUCAUGUGUUAAAAGUCUAUCUCCUAUGAAACUGAGCUAGCAGGCAAGCUGAAUUUGAAAUAGACUGUGAUGUAUAGGCUAUAAACUGUGGAAUAACCUUAGUUUUCUUUUAACGUCAGUUACUGACUUAGGUAAUGUAUUGAAUACCAAGAUAAAGAAAAAUGCACCUACAAACUAAUUAAAAGUCUUUGUGAUCACCAAGUCAAGGUGGUAUUGAUCUGCAUUAAUCAGAGUAACUUACUGCCUAGCCUAUGAAUAAAUUCGAAAAUAUCCAAUUCAUUUAAUCUUGAAAUGGUGCUUUUUUUCUCUCUCCACACACAGUUGGACUGCUGCAGUUUAAAGCAAACUUAACAUCAUGUUCUUGCACAGCUAACUUUUUUUCUACUUUUAUAAAUUGAAACAUUUCAGCAUAAAAGUCAUACAUAUGAAGCAAGGGCUGAAUCAUAAUCAUAAGGCUUUAAUUUUGAUAAACUAAUCCAGUGGCCUAUGGAUAGACUGCUAAAAGUUGAUUGAGAAGGUAGUGUUGGGAGCUGUGAUAGGUAGUCAUUUUGGGUUUUUUUUUUUUCCCUUCCUCUUACACUUCAGGAUAAAGGUAAGUUGACUUGAAUGGACUUCUUUUGCACUGGGAAAAUGAACAGAUGUUUGAAAUGAUUUUAAAAUAUUUUUUUUAAUUAAAAAAACCACUCUGGAAAAUAUUAAAUACCUGUAACUUAUAAACACCCACCUUCAAUGUAAUAAGUGUACCCUAAUCUUAUGUAUGUUUAACUGGAUUACACAGAUUCUUAUCUUUUGUUAAAAUAUGUAUACUCAGUGGACCAAUAUAAUAUUAAAGUAUGUAUAUAUUAUAUAAAUCUCUUUCUCCAUGCUCACUUGUGUAGGAUGAGUGUUUGAGAGUCCUUUGUGAUUACAUUUUACUUUGUUGACUCUGGCUGCAGAGCCUAUGCUUUCAAAGGACAGACAAGUAUUCCUGAGAGCUCAGUGGCACUACUCACAAAGUUUUAAUCGCCUUCUAUAUCCUUGUUCAAGUUUUGUUGGGCUCUCUUUAUAGAAUUUUCUGUUUCAAACUUCUAAAUUAUAGCCUGUAAUUAUGAGAACAAUAAACUUUAAGUAAUAAUAAAGCAUACUAUCCAUACAUUGUAUUUGAAAUGGA
Molecule: messenger RNA, 5164 nt
Organism: Lontra canadensis (Northern American river otter)
Lineage: Eukaryota; Metazoa; Chordata; Mammalia; Carnivora; Mustelidae
Gene: EPS15
Product: epidermal growth factor receptor pathway substrate 15
Exons: 25
Coding region: 120-2828 (902 amino acids)
Biological process (GO): endosomal transport; endocytosis
Cellular component (GO): clathrin coat of coated pit; plasma membrane; cytoplasm
Molecular function (GO): calcium ion binding; cadherin binding
Source: RefSeq, a predicted model, not a curated record